This is a messenger RNA of Bradysia coprophila, 11134 nucleotides long. RefSeq lists its product as uncharacterized. The record is from RefSeq and is a predicted model, not a curated record. NCBI's taxonomy places the organism in Eukaryota, Metazoa, Arthropoda, Insecta, Diptera, Sciaridae. Gene Ontology annotation, molecular function: serine-type endopeptidase activity.
CAAAAUCAAUUUCCUACUUACAGUUUUUUUUGGUGUAUCUCUUUUCGUUCACAAUCAAUUUUUAAUUUGACCCAAUUUGGAUGUUAAUGUGCUAAACGUAUUGGCUCGGUCUUCUUUUAUUUUGUACAAGUGAAUGAUCCAUUAGGGGAUUAACAUUUUUUUCGCAGAGAAACAGUUAUACGGUAUGGUGUUUGUGGAAACAAAAAACGGAUUAAUUCUCACCGGAGUUGGAGCGCAACACAUCUAACAACCACAACAUGAAGUGAAGACUUGUAACAGCUUAAAUGUCGAAUAUUCAAUAUGAAAAUCAUAAUUUAAAUAAAAUGUAGACAAUGCAAUAAAAUAGAAGAACAAAAAAAAAACACUUAACCCCAUUCCCCCGCAUAAUUACACUGCAAAAUAAGAAUCUGCACUUAAAAAAGAAGAAAAUGAUAUUGAAUUAAUGUGAUUAUUAAAUUAAGUUAUGAUAAGUAAAUGAAGUAGUUCAAUAACAAGCAAAAAUGUCAAGCAACAAUAAAGAAAAAUCAAUUCGAUGCAAUUAGACUUCAAGGACUCGUGCAUUGAGAAUACAAAGCGAGCCGAGAGAUAAAUGAUUCAACAUACAAUCGAUCGAAUGAAUGACAACAAACCGAUAAAAUGACUUUAAAUCUACUGUGCUUCUACUGUUACAUAAUAUUUUCUGCAACCGGAUGUCAAGUAAAUAGUGAUCCAGCGCCUGGACGUUCGCCCGGUCCACCAAUCGGAAAUGUUGACAAUACAAAUGCAUACGCUAACAUAAAUCCGAAUCAAACGCUGCAAGACAAUGGCACAUUCGAGUUCAACGAAAAUGUCAACAGUUCAGAAUCAAGCAAUAAACAACAAAACGAAGACAAAAUCAUAAAAUCCUCGACUAAGCUGAAAACUUUUAUCAACCAAAUAAAUUCUGCAAAGUUCAAUAACCAAAAGAAAAAUUUGGAAAGUUCACGCUCGGUGGUGAGUGAUAAAAAUAAACACUGCAAGCGAGUUGAUACGUAUAUUGGUGGUGAUGAAGAGAAAAUCGUUAGCAUUGAAAGAGGAAAUGACGAAACGGUUACCGUUCCGAUCAAGUUUGACGUAAUUCAUGACCUGUUUGACACACAGCGUGGUCUCGUAAAUGGUUUGAUAUACACAGUUCAAUUGCUUUUGGAAGCACCUGAUACGAUUGAUAACUUUUUUAUUGAAAGUUAUUUGAGCGAUGAACCUAGCGGACAGUUUGCUGAUACGGAAAUUCAUUUAUCCAAAAAUAAAUGGAAUCAAGCUGACGAUGACGGCGGUUCAAAGAAAUUGGAGACAGUGUACAAUGACUUUGUACUCAAGGAAGAUGAUCCUACCAUCAGUGAUUGGAAAGCACAUAAAGCACCAUCUGUCAAUAACGAAGUAUAUAAUGAUCAAGAGACGCAAUGCAAGAGGAAUAUUUGGAGUGAGAGUUUUGUGACGAAUGGUCGACUACAAAUGAAAUGGUACUUAAAUGAACCGCUGAAAGUGAAUCUCAAAAAUAAGACUGUUAAAUUUAGAAUCUUAUAUAGAAAGAUAUCUAGUUCUGUUGUUUUUGAAAUAGUUUAUAUACAGCAAGUUUUAGAAGAAUGUAUCCUGUCUCUAACACAUCCUUCAGCUACUCUCGAUUAUACGACUAUGCCUAUUAUAAGCUACAACAACUGUUCUGUGUUCUUUCCGUCCCGUGAUAUUCAGUCAGCUGAACCAGCCGGUCUUUUAGUGCAUUUAACACGUUUGAAUGUGCCGUGCAUCAACGGCGGCUAUAUUUCAAUUGGUGAAAAUAAUUUUUUGUGUGGUAAAUUAGAAGAUUUGUCGUUGAGUGAACGGACGUACUAUUUUUCAUAUCAUCAAAAUACCAGUGUUGCAUUACACAAUCAACCCAUGUUCAGUUUAAAUUACAAAUUAGUGGACUAUUGUUACAACAUUACAUUAACCGAACAAAAUAGCUCAUAUUACUUGCAGCCGAAAGCUUCACUAGAAUGUUAUUUUAAAAUCCAUUUGCCGUACGGAAAUAGAAUAGAAUUAAAUUUACUAACCAAUUUGCGGAAUGCUAGUGACAAUUAUUUACGGAAUCGUUUCGAGAGUAAUAGUGAAUAUGCUGAACCCGAAUUCUUAGAUUUAAGUGUGCCACAAAGCGAUACGGGUAAAAUGAAACAUUGUCACGGUAUACUCGUGCAAUUGGACGAUAUGAAAGAAAAUAGUUGGAUGCAUUGCGUUAAUGCAUACAGUGCAUCGAGAAAGUUUAACGUUAUAUCGAGUGAAAAUACAUUAGUCAUUAAAAUAGUGAAACCGACGUCGCUGUCGUCGUCGUCGUCAUCGCACCAGUUGAGUGAUACCGUUCAAGGACCAUCAUUAUAUUUCGAGUAUGUAGCUCUACCUAUACCCCACAUCGUAUCACAAUGUGCCUUCGGAUGGGUAGCCGUUCAACAAAAGUGUAUAACUGCUAUUGAAACGCCAAUGGAAUGGAUUUCGGCGGAAAUGGAAUGCAAAAGAAUUGGCGGACAUUUGGCCUCGGUGCAAUCGGAAAGGGAACAGAAAAUUAUUGAUCACCUUCUGUUAAACAGUUCGGGAUCCAAGGAUCUAUCUGCAUAUUGGGUGGGCGCUACAGACAAAAAUUUCGAAGGUGAUUUUCGCUGGACCAAUGGAUUUCCAUUUUCGUAUGCAAAUUGGUUUCCCGGCUGGUCUGAGCACCACAGCUACAACAAACAGCCAAACGAUGACGGUUUAAGCGGGCAAGAUUGUGUCGAAUUAAGACGAUCAUUUCGACCACCACCCGGUAUGCAUGGAAAAAAUAAAAUUCCACUAUCGGCAACAUACAUGUGGAACGACAGGGAUUGUACUGCCGAAAACUCAUUCAUAUGUGAACGGCCAAUGUCAGACGAACCACUGCUAAAGACCGCGGAAUGGGCAACUGGUUGUAAUAGAACAAUUAUUUUGACGAAAGAUAGUCCUAGAAUAUCCUUGUGGAGUCCGGGUUUUCCGCGACAGUAUCCCGAUAAUACAAAUUGUUUUACUGUUGUUAUUGCACCUAACGGCUACAAUAUUGUUCUCGAAUUUGAGGAAUUAGUUUUGGAAAAUGAACCUGAUUGCAGCUACGACUUUUUAGAAAUAAUCGACGGAAAGGACGAACCAACGAAUCGCAUUUCACUCAAAGAUUUCUACCGAAAGUAUCUUCAUCGUCACAGAAGAAAUUCAGCGAAAAAUUCAUUUUUAUAUCCGCAACAUAAUGACGUUUACUCAACUCAAUCACUCAAUAGCCUUAAUCAAGAUGCUAACAACAUAAGUGUUAAUUUUUUCGAAAAGUUUUUAAACAUAUACAAGUCACACGCAACGGUUGUUUUGCAAGCGCCAAAAUUAAGUGUAAACAGCGAUCAAUUUUUAGUUGCCAAAAGUGUACCCCACCGAAUAUGUGGCGAUUGGAGUACUAAAUUGAAACUUCUGCGCUACGUGUCAUCAUCGACAAUGCUUGGACUGCACUUUCGAUCGGAUUAUUCGCAUCAUUUUAGUGGCUACAAGGCGAAAGUUUCUAUUAAAAAUGAUAAUCGAUCAGACGUCGCUUCUUCAGAAUGUGCCGACGAAAGACUGAAUCCAUACAAUGGUUCGUGCUACCUGUUUGUUACUUAUCCAGAAGUCGAUUGGCAAACAGCGCAACAGGUGUGCCGGGGUUUGGGUGCUCAACUAACGUCAAUAUCUUCUGCAGACGAACAGAGAUUCAUUGCGGCAAACAUUCGAAACCAAAUGGAUUAUACACCUCAAGCAGUUUAUUGGCUGGGUGGCGAACUAUCACAGAGUAAAGAAUUUGAAUGGACUGACGGAUCGGCUAUGUCGUUCCAGGGUUGGCUACCGGGUCAAGGUGUCGUUGAUAAGCUACCAUCCGAACAUUAUUGCUUAGGCUUACAGUGGAAAAAGUCACCGACUCCAAUGCUACCAUCUGGUAUAUAUUGGGCGUCACAAAAGUGUUCCAAGUUUGGCGGUUACAUUUGCAAAAAGAAAAAGCAAAGGGAAGGUGAAACGUAUGUGCAAAAUAAAACCAUUUCUGGUACAGAAGGUCGAAUGACAUCACCAGGUUAUCCCAACACGUAUCCACUCAACAUUGACUAUUGGAUUAAAAUUUACGGCCCACAGAACACACGUAUUAUUAUCCAAUUUCAAACGAUUGAUCUGGAACAGCAGGAUGAGUGUUUAUACGAUUAUGUUAGCGUAGAAGAUGCUCCACCCGAACAAUUUGAAACGAUGCCUAUGGCAAUGCUACAAGCAGCAGAAGCGGAUGAUGUUAAUUAUCAAAUGGACGAACCGGCAAACGAUACCGAAUCCGACAAAUGGCUGCUGAUCAAUAACGAUACCAAUAUCGUCAAACGAGAUCUGAAAUAUUUUCGAAACAUUCAGCGUUUGCUGCGAGCCGAAAGUGAUUUACGUAAUGAAAUGCGCCAACUGGAAGCGAUUAAAAAUAGAUUACAGCUGUCCAAUCGACCGAAACGGGCUGUAAACUCACACAUAAUGCAUAAUGCAUUACAUUAUAACAAUCCCACAUUUCUACCGUAUGUCCGAUGGUGCGGUUUACACAAUACCAAUAUGUCCAAAUUCGAUUUUGUAUCCACAAAGAAUGGCACAAUUUUGCAUUUUCACAGCGACUAUUCGUUGUCAGGUAUCGGAUAUUCAUUUACAUGGAAUGCCGUCGAUAUAUCGGGUUGUCCCAGUCAAACGCUUACAUCGAAAGAAGGAACAUUUUCCAGUCCAAAUUAUCCGCACUUUUUGUUGAAUAAUUUAGACUGUUCGUUCAUCAUUCAAGCACCAAUCGGAAAACGGGUGUGGAUUCGUUUUACUGAUUUCGAAACAAUAGACGACAGUUUAGUUGAAGUGGAUUUGGGUGGUGGUGCAACAGUAACACCAUUCAAAGAUGCCAAACGAUUAAAUGAUGGGAUAUUCGUUAGUUCAAAGGAGAAAUUAAUUGUGCGAAUAAGAACUGGUCCGAUGCCAAGAGGACGGGGCUUUCGAGCUACAUUUAAAACGUUGAACAUCAUUGCCGAACAUCAUACGUUAAAUUUGACUGAAUUUUCAUACGGUUCGUUGCAACAUUUAAAUUAUCCGCAAUCGCUACCAAUUAACAUAAAUUUCACACAACACUUGGUGGCACCAAUUGGUAAUGUUGUCCUUUUGGAAGUAUUUGGUGUUGGUUUCAGUGAAAAUGAAUGCAGAGGCGGUGGAGGCUUAGAGAUUUUCGAUAACUAUGCCGACAACAAUGGCACAUAUUGGCAUCUAUGCGAAGUGCCAAAUAGUAAUCGUCUUAAUUUGUUAGACGAUCCAAGCGGAAUAGAUAGCCUUAUUCAACCAUCGCCCAUUCACAUUACGUCCUAUUUGAAUACAUUACAUGUCCGAGAGAUUACACACAAUGGUUCCAUUGUACGCUUGAAUGCAACUGUACGAACGCAAGCUGACAUUAAUUACAAAUACAAAUUGGCAUCGUCCGAUGACAAUGUGGAAACGUGCAAUCCAAAUCCGUGCCAGUUUGGAGGGAAAUGUAUAACGGUUGGAAAUGUGAAGAGAUGUCAGUGUAUGGGACACUACACUGGAAGAUUUUGCGGUUUAAAUAUGUGUGAAAUUGAACCGUGCAUUUACGGUAAAUGUGAACUUACUACGACAAGUUAUAAGUGUCAAUGUCAACAAGGGUAUGAGGGACGGACUUGUGACCAGAAGCAGAAACCGUGCGCGUCGAACCCAUGCGAAGGGAGAGGAGAAUGUUUUGACAAGAAUGGAAGUUUCUUUUGCAGAUGUCAUGCUUGGUGGGAAGGAUUACGUUGCGAAAAGCGAAUGGUUCGCAUUCCAUACAAACCAUUAUCGGAGCGUAUGCUCCAAGAACCAUUUUGGCUAGGUCUGAUCACCGUGUUCGUUGUAUUAGCUGUAAUCGGCUUGGUGUGGUGUGCCAAAAGACAUUUUCCCGAAAAAAUCGAGAAACUUCUUGCUGAAGAAGCCGAACGAAACAGACCUCCCGGUAUGAUGCACAGCGGUCACCAUCAUCAUCAAUCGUUGCGCGAGCAGUUACAGUUCACAAACGUUGUACCGCAAUCGACGGCAACAACACCAGGUGCUCCACGAACCAUAUUUGGCCGACUGGGUAUACGCAAACCAUCCAUUUUGAGCCUCAGCAGCCCCCAACCGCCUGGAGGGGCGACCGCCCGUACCUUUUCGCUCGACGAUUUAUUGCGUCCCCCUCCUCGACGUACGCCAUCGCCACGUAAAAAACGUAAUAAUUCCACGCCGACCAAAAAGAAUGCAGCUGAGAAAAAGCAAAUAUUGCAGCAGUUAAUAUCACCAGCAGCCAAUCAAAGUCGUCCCAAAGUUAGCCUAGAUGAUUUAAUUCACAUGUCAGAGAAUCGCCUUAAGCCGGUAUCCAUCGAUUCCGAAAGUGAUGUCAAAGAGACAACAUUCUCGGAAAACUUCGUUUCCGCCGCAACCAAGGGACAAUUAAACGACGCAAAAAUGGAGAAAAAAGUUACGUUCGCACGGUUGCUGAGCAAAGUAUCGGCGGAGAUUAGCUCCGGUUCAGAGGGAACUCAUAACGAAAGUGCAUUGAGUCUUCCGGUCGAAUUACCGAUACGAGCUAGUUCCGUUCCACCAUCGCCAUGUACAAACGAUAUACGAUCACCACACAGUACAUCUUCCAAUCAAGGUAGCGAUUCGUUGUCUAGUUCUGAAUUAAUGCUGCCGGAUAUCGAUAUACGAAGUUGCAAUAAGCGACUUCGUUCCAAAGUAUCCUCGGCUGAUUCAAUAUUAGCAAUGUUUCGAAAUUUUGCAUCAACCACUGUUUCAUCUCAAAUGCCAUCAUCCAUGGUUAUUUCACCAACGUCAUCCCCGUCAGUUUCGAGUCCACAAGAUGAUCAUUGCGAUGAUGAAUCAUCCACUUCGUCGAUGCACACGCCGUGCAGUUUUACAAGUGGUCCGAACGAUUCGCCGGUAUUUUACCGUCAAAAUACAAUCGAGGUGCCGGUUUUGGACAUUUUAAGUUCACAGCAAUCCGGGAACGGUUCCUCAGCGAACUAUCUCAAUCCGCCAAGCAUUUUACUGGAAAUUCCCAGUAAUAUUAACAAAUGUUUGUCACCGAUUCGAGAAAUGCCAACUCCCAUGCCUUCUCCGUGUUUAACGCCCGUUAUGAAUCGACCGCAUCGAUUCACCAGAUUCCAGAACUCUCGUAGUCAGAAUAUUUCGGCUAGUUUUAGUGACGACGAUGAGAAGAUCACCGUUGAACAUUAUGAGACGCAGAGCAAAGCUAACCCGUGUGACACGAACAAUUUACGGACGGACACUGGCUUACCAAACAUAAACACUAGACCGACACAGAUGCUACAAGUACAUCAACCAUCUGUUCAAAUAGCAAUCGAAGUAGCCCCACCGACGCCGGAAGAACGAUCUUCCAAUCGUCCUACCCAGCUCAUCAUUCCCGAAUUAGUUGUACAGCAACCCAGUCCUACAAAAGAACGAUUACCUAUGCAUCCCGGAUCACCGCCACCACAGCAAGAACAAUCCAAUGCAGAGAGUUCUUUUUUUGCGCCAACCACAUCCAAGUUGAGAAGGCAACUGAAACAAACGGAAAAACCGGCAUCCCUUGACCUGCCAUUCAUUCCACCAAUGAUAACAAUCACAACGAACAUGAGUGAAGUGGAAUCGGAUGCCGAUAUAUCGCCAACAUUAGGUCUCGGGAAACCAGGUAGUAAUCAUCUGGUUGUACCGACCACUGGAAUGUGCUAUCUUAGCCCAUUUUCCAUAUGCACACGCGGCGAUCGCACCAUAUCGGAAAGCAAUCUGAGCUCAUCUGGUUAUUCAAGUAUGGCUAGUCCUGGACCGAGUCGAUGUGGUUCCAGCAAUCCGUUAUGUUAUGAAGUUGCACACGAAAUGGAGGCUUCCGGAACAGGUUCAUCUGGACCUCAAUUAGCACUGUCCUCCUUAUCGUUACGAAGUCGAAAUGCAAUGAAAUCGUGUCAAAAAGGAUCAAAGUCAGGCAUCGCAGGCCAAGAUUUCGAGCAUAGGCAACGACUGAAUUCUCGAUCCGAUUCGGAAACACUAUCCGACGAAGUGUUAUUGGAAUCGAAUGACGAAGGAAUUGGUACGGAUCAUUUGGAUGAAAAAAUCGAGGAUGGCGAAAUAAAGAGCGCUAAAGAACUGGAGAUUUACAUUGGCAAAGAAAUGGUAGACAAUGGAAAGAUUGUUCCCGAGGAGGCGAUAUGUAUGGCCCAAUUGCAAUUGCCAUUAAUUGUUAUACAGUCAGAUGGUGGCGUUGAGAAAAGUUUAUCGCCCGUGUCGUCUCGUUCGGAGAGUCCAUUAAGCGAGCGAACUACAAGCAUUGGACGAUUUUCUCCUUUAUUUUAUGGCAAAAAGGAUCAUCAACUUCCAUUCACUGACUCCGAUGGUUUGUACGAUUUCCCAUCAUCCGAUGGGAAAAGUUACAACACCAUCCAUCACAGUAAAAAGAGCAGCAUGAAACGAAAGGAGAGAAAAUCGUCAAGAGCUGGACUGUCCCAAUCACCAACCAAAUCGUCGAGCCAACUAGAAAUUCCAAUUAAAGAAUCGCAUUCACCUAGACACUCUCAUCAUUCAUCCAAGCAUCAUCAUCACCACUCACCUGUACCUACAGCACGAAAAAGUCCCAAAAGACGAACACUGCAACGGCAUCCAGUAGCCAGUAGUUCCUCAUCAUCAGAGAGUCUCGUCCCACCCAGAUCACAUAUGAGCAUAUUCACCGUUCAAGUUGCUGAUGAUGCGAAUAGUGAAACUAUGUUCGAUAGAGGCGAAAGAAAUGAAAGACUACCGAAAUCGCAUCUGGAAGAGAAAAGCAGACCGAAGAAACUUAGUCGUUUAAGAGCAAUUGGCAAUCAAAUAAGAUUUUUGCGUCGUUUGGAAAAAUCAAUUAAGAAUCGUGACGAAAUACACUCACCGACCGACAGUUGUCACGAUUAUGGAAGCGAUGAGCACGAUUCACCGGGUGUGAUGUCACCAUUGCUCCGGUCGCCGGUGAAGUCAAAUAUGCUGAACAAAACCGGGCGACAGAAACGUUUGAACAAUUUAUAUGCCGGUAGCAUUCCCUGGCGUUCGAGGGAACGACAUUACGCUCAAGGUGAUGUAAAUAGCGAUUGAGAAUAUACACACAGAGAUGGGAGUUUAUCAUAAGUUUUGUUGUUAUUGGUUCGCAUUUUUCUCAACAAAAAAAAAAUCGGAAACAGCGGCGGGAGAAAAAUAUUUUCGAAAAUAUUGCAAAAAAAAAAUUUUCGUUAAAUUUUAUGCCUCAAACAUUCACUUUGCUACUUUUCAUGUUGUACUCAUAAUGGACACGUGAGUGUCUGUUAACUAACCAUUUAUAAAUAAAAAUGUAAUAAAUCAGAAAUGUAUGUGCUGAUGAUGGAUCAGUUCAAUGAAAAUAAAAUCUAAAAUUGUGAUUUUCCCGUGAAAGCAAUAUUUUCUGUCUUAUAGUAAUAUUACAACUGAUACAAAAACAACUCUACACUUUCCUUGACUUUAUAAGCUAAAAAUUGCUGUAAGAUUUAUAAACAAAACAAAAAUUGUAUCGGAAAUUAUAAAUUGUGAGUGUUGUGUACGUAAUGUGUAACCGGACCAAAAAGUUUCUAAAAUUAUUCGACAGGUGUAAGUUAAUCUUUCCUUAAUAUUAGUACACAUUGUAAUGCAUCCAAAAUGAUCCAAAUGUGCAACACUGGGUCUUAUGUUUUUUUGUAAAUUUGUUCAAGCAACAUAGAUCAGAGCUUUUCAAUGGAAAAAGAAUUUUGUACCAAUUUUGUGUAUUCAAAUUAUUGUUCUUCAUGGCAAUCUCUCUGAUAUUAUUACCAGAACGUCAUUACUUUUACUGACCUCACUGAUACAGUCUGCUAUUUUACGAGCGAGGUAAAUGGUUUUCAACUGUAUGGGAAAAGCCUCAUUACUUGACUAGCAAAGUAAUAUUAUAUUACUUCCGAGGUUCAAAGUUGUGUAUUUGACAAGUGGAGUGUUACAGCCCGACCCGAAGGGGAGUAAAUGAAAUGUAAAUGAAAAUGAAACAUGCCGUAACACGUAAUAAUUAUUGUGUGGUAGGAGGGGUAAUGAGAUCGUUACACUUCUGUACAUAACACGAACGAGCGUUAGCGAGUGUGUUUGUGUUAUGUACAGAAGUGUAACGAUCGAGUGUAGCCCUACUACCACAUAUAUGAUUUUAUCGUUCCGGGGUGAGUAUGUCAUACAUAAACGAAAACUGGAAAGAUACUGACACACAUGCACACACACAUUGUGCAAAACAAAACGUGUCAACAAAUCCAUUUCAUUCGAAGUCUCAGUAGCCGAAUUGGUUAGAGCGCGUCACUUUUAUGCGAUGGGCUUGGGUUCGCUCCUCGUCAAAUUUUUGUUUUUUUUUUUAAUUAUUUUUUUAAUUAAAUACUCACGUAGACUUGCAGAAUCCCUUCAAACUAAUUUCAUUUUCAAUCGAAACGAUAUCUGUUUCGAUGUAUGACUCAACAAAACGUGUUCUUACGUUGUAUAUGUUGAUCACAUUGAGCUUUCAGAGGUUUGUAUCUCGGCAGAUAUUAAUCCGAUUGAAAAACUAAUUACGUUACAGAAGUCCUGAGAUCACGCACUACACACUGGCAUUGUGUAUGUUUGAAAUCCGUUUAGUCGAAAUUUAAUUAUUUUCAUCGUAAACAAAAUACAAGAGAAAGGGUUCACAUAACAAUUACACACACACACACAAACACACACUACGCCAUUUACACGUUAUGUACUUUUGGAAUAGAAUCACAUUAGCCGCGAGAAUCCAACUAGCAAUUCGAAGACUCAGUGGUCGAAUGGUUAGCACUGUUUGCUUUCAUGCAAAGUUUCCGAGGUCGGUUCUCGUUGGGGUCAGGAUUUUUUUCCGAGUUUCUUUUAUAUAUGUUAAUGCAACACAACAAUUGUACAGGUUAGUUUCUUUCAUUUAAAUGCAGAGUAAAACAAAACUCCCUAGGGACGGGUCGCGGUCGGCGAUAGAUUAAUGUAUCAUAUAAAGCUUAUAUACAGAACCGUUUAAUGUAUGACAUACUCACCCCGGAACGAUAAUAUAUAUUAUGCAUCUGUUGCCAAGAUUGGUAUUUUGACGUGUAGGACAUUAUUGCCC